Messenger RNA from Lytechinus variegatus (green sea urchin), 3209 nucleotides. RefSeq names its product cytochrome P450 2U1-like. The record is from RefSeq and is a predicted model, not a curated record. Gene Ontology annotation, molecular function: heme binding; oxidoreductase activity, acting on paired donors, with incorporation or reduction of molecular oxygen; monooxygenase activity. The coding region runs from base 673 to 2265 and encodes 530 amino acids. Lineage: Eukaryota; Metazoa; Echinodermata; Echinoidea; Temnopleuroida; Toxopneustidae. The transcript has 6 exons.
CUCAAUCUCAUUUUCUGUUCUAAUGAUGUGUGUUAGCAACGGACGUGCAUGUAGUUUUAUGCCAUGCCCUCCUUUUUUAAAGCUUGCAUCGAAUCAUCAUUUACUGCAUCAAAUCACUACAUCGUCUACGUAGGAAGGAAACUGAUACUCUAUUUUCAACUGAAGAAUAUGAGGCUACCCCAAUUCUGAGAAAAAUCUACCCUGGAAAUAAUUUAUCCCGCAAAAGUUAAUAAAGACGGAUUGAAAGAUGGAUUCUAGUGCUUUGGCCUUCAGUGGAUGGAUGUGUUAUUGAAUUCAAAUUGUCGUCAUAGAUGUUUUCUGGACGCGGAAGAAGCUGGAAAUGAGCUUUAUUCCGAAGGAUAUGACUUGUACAACAAGUGAUAAUAUUUCUAAGGUGCAUGUUUUAGGGAGCAUGCAAGAGGCUGCGAUAUUCUCCGAGGAAGGAAUUAUUUUGUUAUGAAAAUGUAAAAAAAAAAAAAGUAAAAUAAAGAUAACCACCACAAGCGCAAUCCGAUUCCGUUAUUCCCUUUCGUCACCUCAUCACGGGUCAGCCUAUCUGACCGUUGUCACGGGAUAUACCAAACUUAAUAUAUUGUCGACCGUGAACCCGACGGUCUACCUAGACCUAAACAUCCUCCAUAGGAUUCCGCAGCGGAGGACUCGUGGCUAAUAAUGUUUACCAGUAUUUUCAGUUUGAAUCAGUGGUCAUUGACCACGUCAUCGCUGCUACUUAGUAUUUUCGUACUUGUUGUUGUCCUCGUCAUCGCUAACGCCAACCGUCGGAGAUCAGUGGCACCAGCUGAGGAUAGAAUCAGGUGGUUACCAGGCCCCCGGGGAAUCAGAACAACUAUCAAAGAUCUCUUAGGAAUGAGAAGAAAAGGGUCCAGAAACAUGUAUGAGAAGACAAAGACUUAUGGGAAGAUCUUUGGAAUCGGAAGUGGUGAAGGCGCUUACGUCAUAAUAAUGGAUUACGCUCAUCUUGAAGAGGCCUUUGUAACCAAAGCAGAUUUGUACUCUGAUCGUGGAGGAAUCAUUCGAACAAUGCUGGAAUCCGUCCUUCCAGAAAGAGGCUCAAUCUUCAACAACGGCACAGCAUGGGAUGAAUCUCGCGGAUUUGUCGCCAAAACCCUCAAAAACCCAGAUUUCGGCGCCACAACCAUCUCCCGCUGUAUCAGCGAUUCACUACCAAUAUUAUACUCCAAACUGGAUGCAUUGGUUGAGCAUCCGCUCGAUCCGAAAGAGAUCUAUCAAUCAUUCUUUAUCGACGUGUUCCAUCGCAUUUCAUUUGGUGUCGGCAUCAGCUAUUUAGAUGAAGACAUCAAGAAGUUCAUUGACGACUUAGACAACGUAGUUUGCCAAACACUCAAUCCCAGUUCCCUUUUACUCUCUCGUCCAUCUCUCAUCAAUAGCUGUCUCUUUAGAGGAUAUCGGUCAAAGCUUCGGAAUUCGUCUCGCUACGUGAAAACACAAUCAGAAGAUGUACUCGAAAAACGACAUGCCCCGGAAAAGUCCUCGAGCCUCAUUGCACUCUUCGCCAAGUAUGUUGAGGAUAUUCGCUUAUCUGGUAAACCAUCGUAUUCGGAACCGGAAGAUGGGUGGGUUAUUGUCUACAACAUGUUUUUUGCUGCUGCAGACACUAUCCACGAAGUCCUCCUGUGGCUUACACUAUUUCUUGCCGCUCAUUCACAUAUCCAAGUCAAGAUGCGAAACGAAAUAGAAACUAUCGUCAAUUCUGGCGGAACUUCAUCACUGUACGACCAGCGAUCUCAUCUCCCAGUCGUGAUGAGUACCAUCUUGGAAGUUCUGCGCAUGCGUCCCGCUGCACCAAUGGGUGUUCCCCAUAUUGUAUCCGAGGCGGGGAGUAUAGGUGGAUACAGUAUACCAAAAGGUAGUCAGAUAUUCCCUAACAUAUGGGGCAUGCACAACGACCUGGAUAUUUGGGAAGAUCCUGGAGUCUUCAACCCUAACCGCUUUCUAGAUGAAUCCGGUAAACUGAACGAGGAUAAAGCAAAGUUGGUGAUUCCAUUCUCAAUAGGACCAAGAUCUUGUCCGGGUGAACAGGUAGCCAGGAGGAUCAUCUUCCAGACCGUGGUCAGCAUGGUCACCAGGUAUAGGAUAUCACUUCCGGAAGGAACACACACACCUCGGAUGGACAACGAGAAACGAUCCUUCACUAUGAAUCCAGAAAGGUUCAAAGUUGUCUUCGUCAAGACGCAUUCAAAUCAGAUUCAGGUUAAAGACCUGGAAACAUCAAUCGCGAUGUAAUAACAAUAGGGGGUCUAUCUGAUAUCUCUUUUUGAUACCUGAACAUUUUUGCAGAAGCUGGACGAUUUUAAAUGUGGAGCCUUUUCAGUUUAUGAAAAUAAUCCUUUUUUCUUAUAGUGCUUAUCACAUCAAUCGGAAUGACGUCUCUAUCAUAAGCGCUUUUUAUGUAUAUUCUUACUUGCUUGUGUGUGUGUGUGUAUAAUAUUUUCAUGAAAUUGUUGAUCUAUAUAUUCCUUGAGCAGUUAAGCGAAUUUUACGAUAUUACAAAUCUAAAAUAAUUUAAGAUAUGAAUUGCUUAUUAUUGUGUAUCAAAAUAGAAUGUAAUGUAAAAGAAAUAAUUUCCAGUACCACCGAGUUUUCUAAUGAUUCAUUACAAUUUGAACCUGGAGUUCAACUAGCUGACGAGUGACUGGUUGUUGGUUGAUUAGUUGAUUGAUCGAUAUAUUGUUGAUUAAGCGAUUGAUAGCUGAAUGGUGAUGGAAUACUUGAUUGAGACGGAUUUAUUGGUUGAUUGAUUAAUUUAUCGAUUUAUAAUUAGUUGAUUGAUUUUUGAUCAAGCAAUUGAUAGCUGAAUGCUGAUUGAAUUGUCUAUAAUACGGUAGUAAUUAUUUAGUGAUAUAGGCUGUGAUCGUGAUCGACUUCAGAUAGAGUGUCAAGUUCAAAUUCAAGUUCGUCUUUAUAUAUAUCCAUAUUGUUGAUAAUUUGUUUUGAACACAAUUCUUUUCUAAGUAACAUAAGAGAAAAAAGGAGAGACUUAUGAGAUAAAUAUAUAGCCUGAGUAAAAAAAUAUUUGCGUAGACAGAAAGUAUUAUAUCAAAAAUUCAACCUUGAAACCAUAUCGAUCAUUUUUGUGAUUUCAAUAUAACAAAUGUGGAGGUGCCGUGGCCGAGUGGUCUAAGUCGCCUGGCUAUACAUGGAAAGACCAUGGUUUGAUCCCCGGCCGC